Messenger RNA from Camelina sativa (false flax), 327 nucleotides. The record is from RefSeq and is a predicted model, not a curated record. Lineage: Eukaryota; Viridiplantae; Streptophyta; Magnoliopsida; Brassicales; Brassicaceae.
AUGGGGAACCUCAAGGGAAGUCUUAAGAUCACAGUGGGUGUUGAUGAGCAUGAAUCCAAGGAGUCUCUGCAACAGCUACUUCUGUCUAAGAUUUUGAGCCAAGAGAAUAUGAAGACAGAUCAUUUAGGUGCAAUAAAAGAAUGGCUACAAGAUCAAAGAGUGCUCAUCAUUCUUGAAGAUGUAGAUGAUCUAGAGCAAUCAGAGGUGUUGGCUAAAGAACUUUCUUGGUUUGGCUCUGGAAGUCGGAUCAUCGUAACUACAGAAAAUCAGAAGAUUUUGAAGGCACAUGGGAUUCAAGAUAUCUACCAUGUGGAAAGAAGCUCUUGA